ACAUAACCCUUUCCUUAUCUACUCAACUACCGCCGGGGGUAACAAUGCACCCUACCCCUGCACUUAGCCCCGCCUCUAAAGCUUAAAGGGACGCGUGAGCAAGCCACAUAGAAUCACUUGUGUUCUCCGCUCCUUGAGAAUCACACGUUAUAAUUUCUUUUCCAAAUUCCUUAAAAAAGUGACUACCAUGGCUCUUUGGACCCCGUACGCUGAAGAGACUGCUUUGGACUUAUCAAAGCCUGUUGUGAAGGAGGAAAGGCUUUCGCCAGAAGCCGCGUAUCCAGUUGAAACAUUGGAACACCCAUUCUAUGGAUAUCCUUAUAUCCACCAAAGUGCAUCGUUACCAGCGCCAUUACCAGUGCCGUUGCCCAUGGGACAUCCAGUCUAUUACGGCUACCAGUACCCACAGCCAGCCUUCAGAGCGCCUUCAGUCCAGAUGUCUCCCGAAUCUGCAUGCAGCACUUGUUCCGGCUACGAGAGUGCCCCAGCUCCUGCAGUCCCUGUCAGCCCGAGUUAUGGGCCCAAAGCAGUGCCUCUUUCUCCACCAGAAUCUCCAAUUUCACAGAAGAGAUGUUACGCAGACGUCGACGAGUUGUCAGAUGAUCCCAACUACAAAGCAUUCGAGGAGAAUGCGUUGAGAGUGAUGGCUGAGAAGAACGGAGGUGCUCUGUUGGGAAAUAACCCAAGAAUGCGCCGCGCCGUGAAGUCAACAAACCAGGAUUCGGCCAAUGAUUCCUACAGAAAGCAGAGGGAGCGCAACAACUUCGCAGCGAAACAGAGCAGAGACAGGAGGAAGAUGAGGGAAAUUCAUCUCGCGUUGAAGGUGUCUUACUUGAAGAAUGAGAUGGCCAAACUGAAAGCACAGUUGGCUGCGAGCGUGUGUGGACGCUGCCAUCAACAAUGUUGAUAAUAUUUUUAGCUGUAUGCAAUGUAAAUAGAUUUAGCGUGCAAUUCACAUCUUAGUUGUAAUGAAAUGUAAUAUUUGUAAAUGUAUGUGCAAUUUAUUCUAAGUUUGUAAACAUUGUAGUCAAUAACAAUAAGAAAAAACGAAUAUGAUUGGUAUUAGUUUUAAGUUUGUUAUGUGCAAUGUAACUUAGAAAAUGUUAGGUCUAAGUACCUAUGUGACUAUGUAAUGACAUGAACCGAUAAUGUAAGAGAUAACUGUA
This is a messenger RNA of Plodia interpunctella (Indianmeal moth), 1166 nucleotides long. Its product is annotated as D site-binding protein-like. Lineage: Eukaryota; Metazoa; Arthropoda; Insecta; Lepidoptera; Pyralidae. The transcript has a single exon. Bases 188 to 907 code for a protein of 239 amino acids. Gene Ontology annotation, biological process: regulation of transcription by RNA polymerase II; DNA-templated transcription. The record is from RefSeq and is a predicted model, not a curated record. Gene Ontology annotation, molecular function: DNA-binding transcription factor activity, RNA polymerase II-specific; RNA polymerase II cis-regulatory region sequence-specific DNA binding.